This is a messenger RNA of Cyclocybe aegerita, 1671 nucleotides long. The record is from the annotation of a GenBank genome assembly. NCBI's taxonomy places the organism in Eukaryota, Fungi, Basidiomycota, Agaricomycetes, Agaricales, Hemipholiotaceae.
AUGGCCGACAUGCUUUGGAUACCUAUUCGACUCGGCGACAAGUACCAUAUCGUGAUCGCCGUCUUGAUUGCUAUCUAUUGGGUCGUACUAUCGUACUGGCGAGGGCAGACUCGCAAGCUUAGGCACAUCCCAACUAUUGGGCCCGAUACGCCCCUAAUCUCGUAUUAUGGGGCGUACAAGUUUCUGGUUGAUGCGAGAGGCGUCAUCAGUUCUGGCAUGGAAAGAUUUCCAAACGCCAUGUUCAAAGUAGCAGACAUGUUCCAAUGGAUGGUCGUCAUCACUGAUCCUAAGACCGUUGACGAAGUCAGAAAGCUGCCGGACAACGUGGCGUCGUCUUCUGAAGCCCAUGACGAGAUACUUCAAACGGAGUUCACCCUUGGAGAACAUCUGAGCAGGAACCCUUAUCAUGUUCCCAUCAUUCGGGUACAGCUAACGAAAGCCCUCCCGCAACUCUUGCCUGAUGUCCGUGAGGAAGUCGUCGACGCCUUUCAAGAACUGAUGCCAGCAACAAACAAAUGGGCUAAGGCCAUGGCGCUUGACACAAUGAUGAAGAUAUUCGCUCGGGCUAGCAAUCGGAUAUUCGUUGGCCGUCCACUUUGUCGCAACCCCGAAUUUAUUGAGCUUAAUGUUCAGUACAGUGUCGACGUGAUAAGGACAGGGAUUAUACUCCGACUCCUUCCCCGUUUCCUUCGGGCUUGGAUGAAGCCGCUAAUAUCCAGCGUUGAUAACCGCUUCGAGCAGGGAUUGAAGCAUCUCGCACCCCUAUUCGCUGAGCGGCGCAAGGCACGCGAGCAGAAAGGAGCCAACUAUUCCAGCAAGCCGGUUGACUUUCUAUCAUGGCUCAUGGACGAAGCCAAGGAUGAAGAACAGACGGAUUGGUAUCUGAACUCCCGAAUAUUGAUGAUCAACUUCGCCUCAAUUCAUACCUCCUCAAUGACGUUUACACAUGCUUUCCUGUACUUGGCCACAUAUCCGGAGUACUUGAAACCACUCAGAGACGAAAUCGAGGAGGUCGUCAGGCGGUACGGUUGGUCGAAGGACGCCCUCGACCAAAUGUACCAUGUCGAUAGUUUCCUCAAGGAGUCACAACGGCUUACGCCUUUGACAAAUCUGUUGAUUCAGCGCGUGCUCGUCAAGGACCACCUCUUCUCCGACGGCACUCUGCUCCCCAAAGGCACGACGAUCAGUGUGGCUGCUCCGAGUGCACAUUUGAAUGGGGAGAAGUAUGAAGAUCCGCUUCGCUUCGACGGCUUCCGGUAUGUCAAGAUGCGGGAGCGCAGUGAUGCAGCCGAGAGGAAGUUCGACAUGGUCUCGUCGAACAUUGACUCCCUCGGCUUUGGGUUAGGGCGGCACAUCUGCCCUGGGCGGUUCUUCGCAGCGAGCGAGCUCAAGAUGAUGCUCGCCCAUAUCGUCGUCACAUACGACGUCAAGCUCGAGCAUGAGGGCGUUCGACCGCCCGACUUCGUUCGAACGUUCGGGCUAGGAAGGCAUGCCUGCCACGGACGAUUCUUCGCCACGAGCGAGCUCAAGACGACGUUGGCACAUGCGGUGGUCACUUAUGAGGUCAAGCUGGAGGACAUGGAUGUUCGGCCUGCAGACAGAUGGAUUGCGGCCAGCUGCUUGCCCAAUCCAACCGCUCAGGUUCUCUUCAGGAAGCACGCCGAUAUCUAG